AACAGAAGGGAGAGAGACUUACCCAGAAUAAACUUUCUUCACUCAUUGAAACUUUUGAAAGCCUGGGGCACGAGUCUCAGCUCUCCAAGAAGAGUUGAUUCCAGCAAGAUCAGCAUGAAGCUGGUAUACCUUGUCCUUGGUACUGCGGCCCUCCUUCUGGGUGGCUCUGACUCUGUCCUCAGCAGCUCCAGCGGGAACCUACACACUUUUGUGGGAUGUGCUGUGAGGGAAUUCACUUUUGUGGCCAAGAAGCCAGGCUGCAGGGGACUUCGGAUCACCACAGAUGCCUGCUGGGGUCGCUGUGAGACCUGGGAGAAACCCAUUCUGGAGCCUCCCUACAUAGAAGCCUAUCAUCGAGUGUGUACCUACAAUGAGACCAGACAGGUGACGGUGAAGCUGCCUAACUGUGCCCCUGGAGUCGACCCCUUCUACACCUACCCUAUGGCUGUCCGAUGUGACUGCGGGGCAUGUUCCACUGCCACCACUGAGUGUGAGACCAUCUGAAGCCAGCACAGUCAUGGCUGGUGGCCCAAGCUUCAUACAUCCACGGCUCCCAGGAAUCUAUCUGCUUUAACCCCUGCAGUCAGUUAGGGCCAGCCCAAGUUACCUGCCUUCCUCUACCCAGCUUAGGCACCAGGUCCAGGUGCAGCACGCUUAGGUUGAAAAUGUAAAACAAUAUUGGCCCUUCCCCGAGAAUAAUCCCUCUGCUUCAUAGUCUGCAAAUUUGUUUUCUUCCUGCUUGACUUUUGGAACAUGAAUUGUAUGUUGCGACCCUCCCCCAGGUUCUGUUGCUACUGUCCGCUUGUUUGAAGGGGUUGGGUAUCAUUAAGCGGUGGAAAGCCUUUAAAUCUUCACAUUCUGAUGCUGAGCUCGGUCUGGAUUUAUGAUUAAAGGGCAAAGGAUGAUCAAAACCAAAGAGCGUUCUUCCUGGCACAUGAGGCUGCCCAUCCGCGAGCGUUCUUUCAGAGCACCCCAUUUCCCUUUGAACCCAGUGAUUUACCAAAACAAGAGGCAAGGACAGCCCAGACAGUUAGGAAAAGGUGUUUUGAUGUGGCUGAUUCAUCUCUCAAGCAAAAUUCUCUCAAGAUCCUCAGGGAAGUGUCUGCUUGCCAAUCAAAAACAAACAAACAAACAACAGACCUCACAAAGUACCAUUAGGAGCUAUCAUUUAGGUUUAAAACCACCAGAUACUAACUAAAUUCCCUGGUCGAGUGCUUCCCCCACAGCCACAGUGAGGUGACCAGUUACAGAUGCCCUUCCCUGUUUAGUACAUUUUAAAUCAAUUAGUCAGUUAGACUCAGAAUCCUGAGUGUUUGUGGCAGUAAGGUGGCCCUGCCUGCUCAGAGGGGACAGGUGUGCCCGCCUGGCACUCGAUUGCUUUUUCUGAAGUCUUACGGCAGCUGCUUUUGUGGCCUUCUUUUUAAACUCCAAUUUUAUGCACUCAUAUUUAGUUUUGGUAUUUAGGGGGUUGAGUUUCCCUUUGUUCACUUUUAUAUGCCAGGAGCACAUGAUGUCAAUAAAGUGUGGUCUCUGUCAUUGGAAUUCAUGCAAACUUUC
Rattus norvegicus (Norway rat) is the source of this 1557-nucleotide messenger RNA. RefSeq names its product glycoprotein hormone subunit beta 5 (gene Gphb5). Lineage: Eukaryota; Metazoa; Chordata; Mammalia; Rodentia; Muridae. The record is from RefSeq and is marked validated. The transcript is spliced from 3 exons. Gene Ontology annotation, molecular function: hormone activity. Bases 115 to 504 code for a protein of 129 amino acids. Gene Ontology annotation, cellular component: extracellular region.